AUGGACGGACCAAGCGAGGACUUUGGCGGCCAAGCCCAGAACUUUCAAGGCAACUUUCCCCUGACAAACGACGAUGCCAAUAUAGAUCCAUUACUCGACUGCACAGCGGGAGCUCAGACGUCCCCGAUUGUUAGCAAUCCCAUUGACAACCAGCUUCUCAUGAGCUCCAACAUGUGGAACCCAAUGAACAACCCCGUCAACUUCUUCCCUCCCUCCCUGCCAGCAAUGGCACCAUCGGCUUUGAACAACAGUCCAACAGUGCCCAACGAAAUGCAUUCAACCCCAGAAACUCCAUUCAGUGAGCCCAGGUCUGGCGGCCCAACACGGCAAUCGAGCAAAUCGUCUAUCCCUUCAGUAGAUUCAGCCAAAACCGACACCAAGCCUCGACGCAGCAGCAGAACUACCAAGACACAUCGUCAACAGUCUUCAGUGGAACCUGCCGCCAAGUCGCGCCAAAAAAGGGCACCCAAGGAGCAAUCACUGAAGGAGGAAGAUGAGGAUGAGAAUGAUGGACUGGAUGAGACGCAGAAACGCAGCAAGUUCCUUAAACGUAACAGGAUCGCGGCGUCCAAAUGUCGUCAAAAGAAGAAGGAGUGGAUGAGAGAAUUGGAAGAAACCAAGCAGGAUUUGGAGACUGAGUACAAUGCCCUACAAGACCAGCACAGUGGCCUCAUGGAAGAGUUGACCACCAUCAAGAAUCAACUCAUGGAGCACGCAUCUUGCAACGAUGCCAACAUCAACCAAUGGCUUGACAACGAGGCAAGGAAAUAUGUUCAGCGUAUUGCAGCGCAGUCUGCACAGAGCAUACAGGCUCCUCUAGCACCGCCACAAAAUGCACCUGGAGAAAUUCGCAAUACGCAUCGUCGUAGCUCAAGUGGUAUGCCGAACCUUGUUCAAGCAUACAACCCAUGA
Messenger RNA from Fusarium subglutinans, 912 nucleotides. RefSeq names its product transcription factor atf21. The transcript has a single exon. Gene Ontology annotation, molecular function: RNA polymerase II cis-regulatory region sequence-specific DNA binding; DNA-binding transcription factor activity, RNA polymerase II-specific. The record is from RefSeq and is a predicted model, not a curated record. Bases 1 to 912 code for a protein of 303 amino acids. Gene Ontology annotation, biological process: regulation of transcription by RNA polymerase II. Lineage: Eukaryota; Fungi; Ascomycota; Sordariomycetes; Hypocreales; Nectriaceae.